GCCUAUCUGAUGUCUUACGCUCCCGAUUACCUCAAAAACUUCAGCAGCAUACUGGAGUCGCAACGCGUGAUAGUUUGGCUUUCUUUUUUUUAAUAGCCAGAGCAAUUUUCUAAGCUAGAAUACAACUUCGCAGUUGACAUUUUGAACUUGCUACGUUGGUGAGACUACGUUUCACAAAUCAAGAGAAACUAUCUGAAGUACAACGUUCAUUUUGAGCAGACGCAUGCAUAAAAUGGAAGGUCUUCGCGUGGUGAUUGCUGGGCCCACAGGUUCAGGCAAGAGUGCAGCGGGAAAUGCCAUCUUUGGACGCAGUGUAUUCACUUCUGCUGCUGGUUCCUGCUCUGUCACCCAGGCGUGUGAAAGCGCCGAGGAGGAAGUGGAGGAUGUCGGGAAGCUCCUGAUCGUCGACACACCGAGUCCAUUGAGUCCGGGACAGAGGAGGCGAUGCCUCCAGCUGUGUGCUCCAGGCCCUCACGCGUUCCUGCUGACGCUACGUGUGGGCCGCUACGAUGAAGAAGACCGGAACCAGGUUGAGAGUCUGGAGAAAGUGUUUGGAGAAGCGAUGUAUAAUUACACCACAGUUCUUUUCACACACAGGGACAAUAUGGAGAUGACGGGGGAACGGUUGCAGGACCACAUCGAAAAUGCCAACCCCCACCUCAAAAGCCUGCUGGAGAAGUGUGGGCAGAGAUACCACGUAUUUGACAAUAGGAAAAAAGAUGACAGAAAACAAGUGAAAGAACUUGUGAAAAUAGUUGAUGAAAUGGUACAGGCUAACGGUGGUAAGCACUACGAGAGACCCCCAUCGCCCUAUGUGAAAAUCAUAUCAGUGUGUACCCUGUUCUCAUGUGCAGCUCUUCUGAGAUGCCUGUGGACAUACUGGAAUAAUGUAGAUGAUGUCAAGCCUGUCUGGUUUUCUGGAACUGUCUUUGGGAUAGGAAUUAUAUGGCUGGCGAGGCAAAGAUUAAAAUACUGACCUUAUCCCACGUAGCUUCAAAGGAGUAGAAUGUUAUAUAAUUGGAUUGAUUUGGACGAAUACAUCAAAAUACAUUUAAUAUAGUUCUGCAUGGAUAUUGUGACGGGGUGGUCAGAUGAUCAAAAACUCAAAAGGCAGAUAAUUAUCCAUUUAUUAUAUGAUCUAUAACCAACUAUUUCCAUUCUGAAGAAGGGACAACUGACCCUGUAUCAGCACUGCUACUCUGAGGUGUGUUACAGAUAUCGGCCUGAGUAUUUUGGAUCCAUCCAUCUUCAUGUAACUGAAUUCAGUCUGCUCCAGUAUUAACUUUAGGGAGCUCAAUCUGUUAUCGAAAUGUCGGGAUACAGAAUUACAGUUGUGGUUUAAAAAAAUAAGAGAAUUCGAGCAUGUAUAAAAAAAUUUUUUUAUAAUUGAUGUAAAAUGCUUUGUAAUGAAAACAAUGUUUUAAUACAGAGAUGCAGUGAUAUCUUAAAGGAAUGUAUAAUCAUGUUUGAUAUUGUCAAUAAAAUGCGUACAUAUAAAUGGUUGGCAUUUAUAUAGCGCCUUUAUCCAAA
Messenger RNA from Conger conger (European conger), 1530 nucleotides. RefSeq names its product GTPase IMAP family member 4-like. NCBI's taxonomy places the organism in Eukaryota, Metazoa, Chordata, Actinopteri, Anguilliformes, Congridae. The record is from RefSeq and is a predicted model, not a curated record. Bases 224 to 976 code for a protein of 250 amino acids. The transcript has 2 exons. Gene Ontology annotation, molecular function: GTP binding; ATP hydrolysis activity.